CCCAAGGUUUCGUUUUAGGUUCCUUUUUUUGACUCCCUUCUUGGUUCGGCGGACGCAAUGACGGGAGCCCAGACACGGCCCAGAGCCCACGACCCACGCAGCUUCUUCUUUCGUCACCCCACAUGAAGCCAAGUGGAGAUUCCCACCGGGUGUCACAUCCACGAGGGUUACAACCUUAUAACCCCCACGAGGGAGCCAUGCCAUGCUACGUAUGCUAUACAGUAUGUACAGUAUGCUCUUUUCCCCUGCUCACAGGCCCCAGUUAUUAUUGGAUAUUCCGCAUGCGAUACCGGAAAUCCGACCGAGCUAGCGGCUUAGCAUUCUUCGGCAAGUGUCAUAUCUGACCCCAAAAGCUGCCUGGACCGUCUGAUCCAAUACUUGGCGCGGCAGCACGAUGACCAACCGAGCAUUACCAUAGACAGCCCAGCUGGUCCCUGACUUGUUUCCCUGCGCCAUUUUUCUGUACAUAUCCUCGCUUUACCGACGCCACGGUACAGUACGUGGAAGGUAUAUAACAAGAGCUCUCGGCACCCACACCAAAGCUUCAUCCAUCCUCUCUCACUCGUUUUGACAGAUCCGAUCAGUCGAGAUCAACCCUCACCCCCCAUCGUCAAUGCCGACCAUGAGUCUCCUCCACCUCUUUACCGGCAGCGUGCUCGUCGCGCUGGCCGUUGGCCUCCCCCACCCCCAGGCAGUCACCACCGAUGCCGCCGAGCUAUGCACGACGACCGUAACGAGCCUUGGGAUCGACCACACCGUGACCGACUACAAGAACUGGGCCUCUUCCGUCAACAGCGUCCAGGGGAGGGCCUCGGCCGGGUACAAUAUCAUCACUAACACCUACACGAUCACGGGCGCCUGCGCUACUACGACGGCGGUUAUUCCACCCUCCCCAACCGGUGCCGCCUUCCUUUCCGUGCAUAUCAGACAGCCGGAGCGAACAACUCCGCCAGGAGGUCAACCCGCUGAAACUACACCACCUGGAGAGUGCGAAGCUCAUGGUGAUCACUGGCACUGCCCAGAUGGCGUGCCAGAGCCAACAAACCCUCCAGGAGGAACCACACCACCUGUCGUCGGCGCCGAGUGUGUUGCCCACGACGAUCACUGGCACUGCCCAGAUGGCGUGCCAGAGCCAACAAACCCUCCAGGAGGAACCACACCACCUGUCGCCGGCGGCGAGUGCGAAGCUCAUGGUGACCACUGGCACUGCCCAGAUGGCGUGCCAGAGCCAACAAACCCUCCAGGAGGAACCACACCACCUGUCGUCGGCGCCGAGUGUGUUGCCCACGACGAUCACUGGCACUGCCCAGAUGGCGUGCCAGAGCCAACAAACCCUCCAGGAGGAACCACACCACCUGUCGCCGGCGGCGAGUGCGAAGCUCAUGGUGACCACUGGCACUGUCCAGACGGCGUGCCAGAGCCAACAAACCCUCCAGGAGGAACCACACCACCUGUCGUCGGCGGCGAGUGCGAAGCUCAUGGUGACCACUGGCACUGUCCAGACGGCGUGCCAGAGCCAACAACUCCACCAGGAGGAACCACACCACCUGUCACCGAUGCCGAGUGUGUUGCCCACGACGACCACUGGCACUGCCCAGAUGGCGUGCCAGAGCCAACAACUCCACCAGGAGGAACCACACCACCUGUCACCGAUGCCGAGUGUGUUGCCCACGACGACCACUGGCACUGCCCAGAUGGCGUGCCAGAGCCAACAACCCCUCCAGGAUCUACACCUACUGCCAUUAAAAGUGGCCAGUGUGUUGCUCACGGCGACCACUGGGACUGCCCGGCUGGUGUGGCCCAGCCCACCACACCUCCGGCCGCUGCCACCAGCGGUACGCCGACGAGUAGCAACAGGGCUGUCUUCUCUGGCGCGGCUGCUGCGCCUAAUGGGCCUGUAUCGGUUGCCGUUGGUCUUGGUGCGGGGUUGGCUGCGCUGUUUGCUGUGUUGCUGUGAGUGAGCGAGGAUGUAGUGGGUGGCAUAAGUUGUUUCGAGACGGCAAGCUGUGGGGCCUCCCGCUAUUGCGAAUGGAGGUGUCGGCAUCUCGUUUAAUGUUUUUUCCUGAGAAUUUCUGCUUCUCGUUGUAUAUAUUUAGAUUAUGGUAGAGGAG
Messenger RNA from Pseudogymnoascus destructans, 2111 nucleotides. RefSeq lists its product as uncharacterized. Bases 614 to 1957 code for a protein of 447 amino acids. Lineage: Eukaryota; Fungi; Ascomycota; Leotiomycetes; Thelebolales; Thelebolaceae. The transcript has a single exon. The record is from RefSeq and is a predicted model, not a curated record.